UCGAUGUGGCCCAGCCCAGCCCGUUACUUAAACGCACUUUUCUAUCCAGUAAACCCAAAAACAACCCCUAUAGCUAGGUUUUUCCCAGCAGCCGAAAGAAACCAGGGAAGCAGACGUAGAGCUUCAGAGCAGAAGCUGAGAGCUCUACAACAAUGUCGGGGAAGCCGAGGGCAACCAGGAAAGAUGAAGUUGUGACCAGAGAGUACACCAUCAAUCUCCACAGACGCUUGCAUGGAUGCACCUUCAAGAAAAAGGCACCCAAGGCAAUAAAGGAGAUAAGAAAGUUUGCUCAAAAAGCAAUGGGAACAACAGACGUUAGGGUUGAUGUGAAACUAAACAAACAGAUUUGGAGCAAAGGGAUCCGAAGUGUGCCGAGGAGGGUCCGUGUCCGAAUUGCUAGGAAGAGGAAUGAUGAUGAGGAUGCAAAGGAAGAACUUUACUCACUGGUUACCGUUGCUGAGGCUCCAGAGGGACUCAAGGGCUUAGGCACUGCUAUCAUUGAGGAUGAUGAAGACUAAAUCUAUCUCUUCACAAAAAAUUUAUGCUAAGCAAUCCCAGUUUUGGCUGUUGUCCUUUCUCAACGAGUUAUUCUGAAUUUUGCAUUUUGAUCUUUAGACUUGUUAAAUCUUCGUAUGUAUUAAAGACAAAAUUUGGGCUCUUUACAAGUUUAUUAUUAUGCCAUCUUAAACUGAUAUUUUUGUUCGUAAA
This is a messenger RNA of Cuscuta europaea, 708 nucleotides long. The record is from the annotation of a GenBank genome assembly. NCBI's taxonomy places the organism in Eukaryota, Viridiplantae, Streptophyta, Magnoliopsida, Solanales, Convolvulaceae.